Messenger RNA from Mollisia scopiformis, 1860 nucleotides. Its product is annotated as cytochrome P450. The transcript has 7 exons. The record is from RefSeq and is a predicted model, not a curated record. Gene Ontology annotation, molecular function: oxidoreductase activity, acting on paired donors, with incorporation or reduction of molecular oxygen; iron ion binding; heme binding. Lineage: Eukaryota; Fungi; Ascomycota; Leotiomycetes; Helotiales; Mollisiaceae. Bases 167 to 1789 code for a protein of 540 amino acids.
UCCAAGAUUACAAAGCUUAAAUCUUAGAAUUCGGCGACGGGUUAACAUCAUGACCGAAGUCUAUUGUGACCGAGGUCCCCAGACCUCUGUUCGUCUGAUGGAGAUAUCUUCAUCCAAGGCUCAUACUCCGUAUCUCUCGAACUAUCAUUUCGUACGUUGAAGACCAAUGGAGAACUUAGACAUUAUUCCACUGCCCAUAUGGGCAGCAUGUCUCGGCCUACUGUCACAUUGGCUAUACUUCAUUCGUGGCGAGCAUCAUAUGCAGGCUCCACUCUAUGGCUGUCUGUUCCUUGGUACCAGUGCAAUAGUUUACUACUUUGAAUUACAACUGCACGACCAUGAUAUCUUCCUUGCAAUCGCAGCCGAAGCCCAGCUUGAGGCCGCCUACCUGCUGGCAUUGUUUACGAGCAUGACCGGCUACCGAUUAUUCUUUCAUCCUCUUCGUCACUUCCCGGGCCCACUGGGUGCUCGGAUAUCCAAGAUCUGGCAUGUCUGGCACGUAAGACAUGCACAGAAUCAUCUUGUAUUGGAUAAAUUGCAUCAUGAGUAUGGUACAUUCGUGAGAACAGGUCCCCAAGAACUUACCAUCUAUUCCCCAGAAGCUCUUUGGGCCAUCAGUGGACCUGGUAGUAGCUGCACUAGACCCGACUGGUACGAUUCAGUAGCACCGUUGAAGAGUAUAGCCAAUGUGCGAGAUCCGGCUGAACAUGACAAGAGACGACGAGUAUGGGAUCAGGCCUUCGGCUCGAAAGCUGUCCGUAACUACGAAAGCCGCAUCACAAAAUACGGCGAUCAACUAGACCAACACCUCGCAUCUACAAAAGGCGCACCCGUUAACGUAUACGACUACUUUAGCUUCUACACCUCAGACGUAAUGAGCGAUCUCGCAUUCGGCAAAUCGUUCGGGAAUCUGCUAAACAAUACGUUCCAGCCCUCAGUGCAGGGAGUCCGGGAUUUUAUGGGAGUGUUUGGGACUUUGAGCCCGGUUCCUUGGUUCAUUCGUCUAGGGAGUGGGAUACUGAGGCAGUUGAAUGGGUGGAAGAGUUUUAUCGAUUUUACAAAGAGGAGCUUGGAUGAGAGGGUUAUGGUAGAGCCGUCAGUCCCAGAUGUUUCGUCUUACUUGAUCGGUGCCUCGAUGGAAAAGGGCACCUUAGAAGAGGACCGUGAUUUUCUGGAAGGUGAUGCAUUAGUCUUGCUUAUAGUUGGAAGCGACUCAAUGGCAACAACCCUAAUCAACACCUUCGCCAACCUAGCCCGAUACCCGCGAUACCAAUCCCUCAUUCGGAACGAACUGCAAACCCUCUCCUCACUCUCCAAUUUCUCCGCGCUUCUAGAUCUUCCCGUCCUGUCGAGCGUGAUCAUGGAGACGCUGAGACUCUGGCCUCCGAUUCCCACUGGGCCGGGUAGGAAAGUGCCAGAGGGUGGUUUGAUGAUUGGAGGACGGUGGGUGCCGGGUGGGACGCAUGUUUUUGCUCCACGGUUUACGAUUGCUAGAUUGGAAUCCUGCUUCGAACGUCCCACCGAAUUCGUGCCAGAGCGGUGGACGACGAAAGGGGAGAUGGUGAGGGAUAGACAUGGCUAUGCACCUUUUUCUAUCGGGAGAUAUAACUGUGUAGGACAAAAACUUGCGAUGAGGAACGUGUCGUAUCUGGUUGCUCUAUUGGUUUCUAAGUAUGAUAUUGAGUUGGCGCCUGGGGACGAUGGGACGAGGGUUGUGAGGGAUUUGCAGGAUAAUUUUACGAUGAAUCCGGGGAGGUUGGAUUUGGUGCUUAAGGUGAGGGGUGAGUAAAUGAGUAUAGGAAAGCAUGCACAGCAGAUAUUUAACAGAGCUGUGAUGACUGACUUCAAUGUCGUUUGCUC